UACGAAUUCCUCAGUUUCUGUGGUAACAUUUUAAUGAUGGCCUCCUUCAAAACCAGAAACUGGACCCGCACCUGUCUGUUUCAGCUAUUCCAGACUGGUGAUUCCUCAAACAAAGAUGAAGCUGCAGCCAAUGGAUGCUGUAACGAGUUUGAUGCUUGCUUGAUUAUUGUUAACCGAAGGUCUUGUAACCCUGCAAUUAUGAGGAGCUUCUGUAUUUUAGUCGUCACGUUCUGCUUGGCUGGAAUCGCUCUGGCUUUGACAGAAUGCGAAGAACACCGUCAGCGAGAACAGCAAUCUAACACCAAAGUCAAGCUGGUGCCCGAAUGUGAUGAGAAUGGAGACUACAAACCUUUGCAGUGUUUCCAGGGUUCCCCCUUCUGCAUGUGCUGGAGGAAGGAUGGAAGUCACAUCACGGAGCCAUCACGUAAACUCAAAUCAUGUGGAUGCAUCGUCCACCGUGACGAAGCAGUCUCCAGGCAUCUAAUCGGCAACUACCAUCCCCAAUGUGAAGAAGAUGGCACAUACAGUCGCACGCAAUGUCACGGUAGCGUUGGAUACUGCUGGUGUGUGGAUGAGCACGGAAACAAAGUAAACAAGAGUCUCAAUGAUUGUUGAGAAGUAACACUAAAGCUGCAAUAAAACAUUUUUUUU
Uloborus diversus is the source of this 651-nucleotide messenger RNA. RefSeq names its product U24-ctenitoxin-Pn1a-like. Lineage: Eukaryota; Metazoa; Arthropoda; Arachnida; Araneae; Uloboridae. The transcript is spliced from 3 exons. Bases 34 to 615 code for a protein of 193 amino acids. The record is from RefSeq and is a predicted model, not a curated record.